CACGGAUCAAGGCCCAUUUUUAGAGAGAUUUUCCUCUUUGUGGCCAGGUGGCUAUUUCUGGGAAAGUGCGUGGGUUCGAACCCCCGGUGCUUUUGUUAUUAAAUGAUGAUUAACAUCGUGUGAACAAUCUCUUAGUGGGAAACACCCACUGUGAGGAAAAAACGUUGCCUUCCUUCUGACAACAAAAGCCCAACUUUUACUUCAGAACUUUUUUUUUUGGUUCCAGGUGUCGUUUUGUAUCAUUGAAACAGUCACUAACACAGUGGUGGUCGUAUAAAAUGUCCAAGAAGUGGAAACCAGUCGCUGUGAAUCCGGAUGAAGCUGAUGAUUUUGAGCUUGAGCCAGAUACGAUAGAACCGGAUGUUGAGACUCCUGUACAGCCACAACAGAAGGCAUCAUCCACACAGGCUCAGCAACAGUCCCAGGGGCAAGGUGGAAGCUCCUCUUUCUUCAACUUUAGUAAUUUUGUCAGUCCAAAUAUUGACCUUUCUCAAUCGUUCAAUCCCUUGUUAAAGAAUGAACAGGUUAGAGAGCACGCAUUUACCGGAGGUGACACAUUGGACGAACCUGUUUGGAAAACGUUGGAGAGGGACUUCAAGGCCAUUGGACAAAGACUCCUCAGUGUCAUGUGGCCUGCUUCUCUCUCUAAAUUGGCAAAGAUUCAGCAGCACAAUUUACUCAUAGCUGCCCGUAAUUCCGGUAUAAACGUUGGUAUCAACUUUGAUCAACUGGGUCAAGAUUUAGAGCAGGACAUUGCCAACACUCCAUUGGACGAUUCAGAUUUGAAGAAGCUGGCAUGGGAUCUAUGGGGUCCAUUACUUUUCACUUUGGUAUUCGCUGUUAUACUUGGGCUGAUGUCUCCUGAGGCCAACUCCUCAGAGGUGUUUUCAGGAGUUUUUGCAAUUGUUUGGUCAACUUUAGCCGUGAUUGCAGUCAAUAUUCAGCUUCUUGGGGGUACAAUUUCGUUCUUUAACGCUCUUUCGACCACUGGUUAUGCGAUGUUCCCACUGCUUCUCCUGGCCAUCACUUCGAUCUUCAUCAAGUGGAGUUUUAUCAGAUUUAUCCUGUACGUUAUACUUGUUGCUUGGAGUGUAUACGCUGCCACAGUUAACCUGAAAGUCCAUGGUGUUCUCCCAGGAAGGGUAUUCCUUGCGAUAUAUCCUGUUGGCUUGGUGUAUGCCACACUGGGUUGGCUGUGUGUGAUUACCUGAAUUCAAUCCCACGACAGAAGGUGUUUCAGGAAUAUGUACAUAUAUAGCAAUAGAUUCAGGUGCAAAAUUAUUUGAAGCUCACAGUAAUGUGGUGUCAGUAGAAAACAUACGUGAUUGAGUGAGCCGAAGUCUCCAACAAUCCAGUAGGGUGGUUAUAGGAAGCAACAUUGCAACAAGCAACAGAGAAUUGUGGAGAAAGCACAUGUCGUGA
This is a messenger RNA of Williopsis jadinii, 1422 nucleotides long. It is a transcript of the gene YIP4, whose product is annotated as Yip4p. Gene Ontology annotation, biological process: endoplasmic reticulum to Golgi vesicle-mediated transport. The record is from RefSeq and is a predicted model, not a curated record. Gene Ontology annotation, cellular component: membrane; trans-Golgi network. Lineage: Eukaryota; Fungi; Ascomycota; Saccharomycetes; Phaffomycetales; Wickerhamomycetaceae. The coding region runs from base 279 to 1211 and encodes 310 amino acids. The transcript has a single exon.